GCAGUACCCAGCCGGCAGCAGAAGCGUGGAUGUGAUAGUUCCUGGGAUCAAGAAUGAUGUGAAGGUGCUAGCGUUGGACUGUGAUGGACAAAGUCAGAAGUCACAUGACGCCCGGUUAUAAUCCAACAGGUUCAUUUAAAUCACAAGCUUUCUCAGCACUGCUCCUUCAUCAGGUGACAACUUCAGGAGCACUCCAAAAAGCUUUUGAUUUCAAAUAAACCUGCUGGAUUAUAACCUGGUGUCAUGUGGCUUCUGAGAUUGGGGAUGAAAUGCUUCCAAUCUGGUUUGAUGGAUUCUGAAAUGGCGGAUAUGUCCAUUGCAAGAUCUUCAGACACUGUGACUCUCGUUAGUGCUUAUGGAAUCUGGAUCAUGCUUAAAGCAGUGUUACUGUGCUACUGGAUUCUUCAGAUAGUUCAGAUCAUUCUCGCCUCUGAUCCCAGCAGAAUGGUGGAGCAUGAGCUGGAUUCCAGCUCAGUGCAGGAUGUGGUCUCCCACACCGACCUCGCUGUUUUGAGCAGAAUCAAGACCCCGCUGUCUGCCUCAGGCUCACUGGUCAGGCCUGGACUUGACAAAGCAGUGGACAUGGUUAAGCAGAAUUAUAUGCCAAAGAAAAUCGUGUUGGAUUCUGAGGUGAUAUCCAGUGCAUUGGAGAAGUACAGAACAGAACGUUCACCCAGGAGAUGUGUCCGGCACUUGGAGUCCUGUUUUGGCCAUACGUUGCCUUGCUGUGAUCCAUGUGCCGUUUGCUACUGCAGGUUUUUUAAUGCCAUUUGUUACUGCAGAAAAAUUGGUAACAGUUGUCACCAGGGCAAGAUUUAGUUCUGUGCAGUAGCACCGUUUGCUAGAAUAUGUUUCUGUAAAGUAUAUAUGCACAAAUUUAUGUUGUAUUGUCUUUGGUGUGUAACUUGUCAUUGUACAAUUGAAAUAAAUUUACUACAUAUA
Molecule: messenger RNA, 942 nt
Organism: Stegostoma tigrinum
Lineage: Eukaryota; Metazoa; Chordata; Chondrichthyes; Orectolobiformes; Stegostomatidae
Gene: agrp
Product: agouti related neuropeptide
Exons: 5
Coding region: 244-819 (191 amino acids)
Biological process (GO): adult feeding behavior; positive regulation of feeding behavior; hormone-mediated signaling pathway
Cellular component (GO): extracellular region
Molecular function (GO): type 1 melanocortin receptor binding; neuropeptide hormone activity
Source: RefSeq, a predicted model, not a curated record